CAGCUUCGAGCUCAGAACCAGGUGCUGAAAAAAGGGGUUGUAGAUGAACAAGCCAAUUCUGCUUCUCUAAAGGAGCAGCUGAAGAUGAAGGAUCAAUCAUUGAGAAGACUGCAACAGGAGAUGGACAGUUUGACCUUUCGAAAUCAGCAGCUUGCCAAGCGAGUAGAGUUGCUUCAAGAUGAACUUGCUUUAAGUGAAACUAGGGGCAAGAAGAGCAAGAAAAGUGGAGAAUCUUCAUCUCAGUUGAGUCAAGAGCAGAAAAGUGUCUUCAAUGAAGAUCUUCAAAAGAAGAUAGAAGAGAAUGAGCGACUACACGUACUUUUCUUUGAAGCAGAUGAGCAGCACAAACGUUUAGAAGCCGAGUUGAGAAGCAGGCUUGAUGUUUUGGAAACAGAUGCUGCCCAGCAUCAAGCUGUGGUGGACAGUUUAACACGGAAAUACACAGAUACCAUAGAAAAGCUGCAGAAUGAUAAAGCCAAAUUAGAAAUCAAGUCUCAGACACUAGAAAGAGAAGCUAAGGACUGUAGGCUUCGAACCGAAGAAUGCCAACAGCAAUUGAAGAACCUUCAAGUGGCUUUGGGCAGUAGACUUGAAGAAUCUCUAUGUAUAAUCAAUGAAAAAGUACCUUUUAAUGACACACGAUCUAAUCGGUACAAUGCUUUGAAUGUACCAGUACAUAACAGAAGAUAUCAGCUGAAGUUGCGAGACCUUGCUGGACAGGCACUAGCUUUUGUUCAAGAUCUUGUAACAGCUCUUCUAAACUUUCACACGUACGCUGAACAGAGAGUCCAGAUAUUUCCUGUUGAUUCUGCAACAGACACUAUAUCACCAUUAAAUCAGAAGUUCUCACAGUAUCUUCACGAAAAUGCUUCGUACAUCCGCCCUCUGGAGGAAGGAAUGCUGCACUUGUUUGAAAGCAUUACGGAAGACACUGUGACCGUGCUGGAAACAGCUGUGAAAUUGAAGGCUUUUGUGGAACACUUGUCUUCGUACUUGUGCUUUUUAAGAAAGAUUCUUCCUUACCAAUUAAAAAGUUUGGAAGAAGAGUGUGAGUCUUCUCUUUGCACAGCUGCCUUAAGAGCUAGAAAUAUGGAGUUACACAGAGACAUGAAAAAGUUGACUGCCGUCUUUGAGAAGCUACAUGUGUACAUUAGUCUCCUUGCUCUACCAAGUACAAAACCAGAAGGUCUCCUUAGGACAAAUUACAGCUUCGUAUUUACAAACAUUGCUACAAGUCUUCAUGGAUUUCAUGAUAUUCUGAAAGACAUUUCCAAGCACUACAGUCAGAAAGCAACUUUAGAACAAGAGGUUCCAACAGCCACACAGAAACUUAUAACAACAAAUGACUGCAUUUUAUCCUCUCUUGUGGCUCUAACAAAUGGAGUGGGCAAGAUCGCCUCAUUCUUUAGCAACAAUUUGGAUCACUUCACUGCUUCAUUGAGUUAUGGGCCUAAGGGAGGAACAGAAUUCAUCAGCCCUCUUUCAGCUGAGUGUAUGCUGCAGUACAAGAAGAAGGCAGCUGCCUACAUGAAAUCUUUGAAUAAGCCUUGCUCGGAUUCAGUGCCUUACGAAGAGGCUUUGGCCAAUCGCAGAGUUCUUCUGAGCUCCACAGAAAGCAGAGAAGGCCUCGCACAGCAGGUUCCGCAGAGCCUGGAGAAAAUUGCAAAACUUGAACAGGAAAAAGAGCACUGGAUGUUGGAGGCCCAGUUAGCUAAAAUAAAGCUAGAGAAAGAAAACAAAAAACUGAAGCACUCUCUUAGUGGACAUUUAGCUGAAUCUGUACAAGAGUGCUCUGUCUUGCCAAAUACAGCUGAGCAGAAGGAGGAAACCAUAGAGAAGAGGCAGAGGGAGCCUGUUAAAACUACGAGUUCGAUUGGGAUGUUGACUAUAACUACUGAUAAUGAAAAGGCUUCAGAUAUUGAGUCUCGUGAAGCCUUGAUAAAAAACCACUAUAUGGCAAGGAUAGCAGAACUUACAUAUCAUUUACAGCUUGCCGACAGCAAAUCAGUGCACUUUCAUGCCGAGUGUCGAGCGCUUGCCAAAAGACUGGCUUUAGCAGAGAAGUCCAAGGAAUCGCUUACGGAAGAGCUGAAACUAGCUAGUCAAAACAUCAGUAGAUUACAGGACGAAUUGAUGACAACAAAGAGAAGUUAUGAGGAUCAGUUAAGCAUGAUGAGUGACCAUCUCUGCAGUAUGAAUGAAACCUUAACUAAACAAAGGGAAGAAAUUGAUACACUAAAGAUGACUAGUAAGGGAAACCCUAAAAAGAACAAAAGUCGAUAGUUCCCAGCUG
This is a messenger RNA of Tinamus guttatus (white-throated tinamou), 2293 nucleotides long. Lineage: Eukaryota; Metazoa; Chordata; Aves; Tinamiformes; Tinamidae. The record is from RefSeq and is a predicted model, not a curated record.